AUGGCGGGGGCGCCCGGGGUCGGGCCGGGCGCGGGGGCGGGGGCGGGGGGCGGCGGCGCCGCGGCGGGGCUCAAGACCUACUUCAAGACGCCCGAGGGGAGGUACAAGCUGCGGUACGAGAAGACGCACUCAGCGGUGCUGCACUACAGCCACGGCGGCAAGACCGUCUCGCAGUUGACAGUGGCAUACCUCAAGGAGAAGCCUGCUAGCCAGGGCUCCCAGCCAUCGACACCAAGCUCCAGCAGUGGGAUGCGGUCUGCGGCAGCAAGGCUGCUGGGCACUGGGAACGGGAGCAAGGCACUUAGCUUUGGCGGCGGCAAUGGCGCGAACCGGGCUGUUGCUGGAAGCAGCCGUAUAGGAGGAGGAGGCCUUGGUACAUCUACAGGCCUUGGUGGAUCACAAGGGGCCACAAAUUAUGAUGGAAAGGGUACAUAUAUUGUAUUCAAUGCUGCUGAUACACUAUUCAUCAGCGAUCUCAAUUCUCAGGAGAAGGAUCCACUAAAGUCCAUCCAUUUCAGCAACUCAAACCCACUGUGCCAUGCAUUCGACCCAGAGGCCAAAGAGGGGCAUGACCUGAUCAUUGGGAUGGGAUCAGGGGAUGUUUAUUCAAUGUCGCUGAGGCAACAGUUACAAGAUCCUGGAAGAAAACCCGUGGCAGCUCUACAUUACAAUAAGGGUGAUAAAGAUGUCUCACCCAAUGGAAGUAGGUGCACUUCUGUCGCAUGGGUGCCAGAGCGUGAAGGCAUUUUCGUCGUUAGCCAUUCUGAUGGAAAUUUGUACGUGUAUGAUAAAAACAAGGAUGGGAACACAGACUGUACGUUUCCAGCUGUGAAGGAUCAAUCCCAGUUUAUGGUUGCACAUGCAAAGUCGAGUAAGAGCAACCCAGUCGCUAGAUGGCAUAUAUGUCAAGGUUCGAUCAAUGCAAUUUCCUUUUCACCAGAUGGCGCAUACUUGGCGACUGUUGGGAGAGAUGGUUAUUUGAGAGUUUUCGAUUUUUCAAAGGAACAACUAAUAUUUGGUGGAAGAAGUUAUUAUGGUGCACUGUUGUGUUGCACUUGGAGCUCAGAUGGAAAAUAUCUAUUAACAGGUGGUGAAGAUGAUCUUGUGCAGGUAUGGGGCAUGGAUGAUAGAAAGAUAGUUGCUUGGGGUGAAGGACAUAAUUCAUGGGUUAGUGGAGUUGCUUUUGAUUCAUAUUGGUCCCCACCAAGUUCUGAUGGAAAUGGAGAAAAUGUCUAUCGCUUUGGUUCUGUUGGUCAGGACACCCAACUACUUCUGUGGGACCUGGCACUGGAUGAGAUUGUUGUCCCGCUACGGCAUCCUUCAAGUGCCUCACCGACGUUUAGCAGCGGGAGCCCUUCCGCGCACUGGGACAAUGCAUGUCCUCCAACAGGUGUUCUUCAACCAUCUCCUAGAAUGCGAGAUGUCCCCAAACUCUCGCCCCUUGUUGCCCACCGAGUACAUGCUGAUCCCCUAUCAGGUCUGGUGUUCACCAAUGAAUCAAUCCUCACCAUCUGCCGUGAGGGCCUCAUCAAAAUCUGGGUUCGACCAGACCAGAGCGAAAACAAUCAACAAUCAAAUUCUUCAGAAUUUGUUUUAGGCCCUGUUUCAAAGGAUAGGGCGAUCACAUCUUCGAAUAAAGCAAGUAGCUCCAGCUUCAAGAAGCCGUCGUCUGUUCUUGUCACAUGA
Messenger RNA from Miscanthus lutarioriparius, 1686 nucleotides. The record is from the annotation of a GenBank genome assembly. NCBI's taxonomy places the organism in Eukaryota, Viridiplantae, Streptophyta, Magnoliopsida, Poales, Poaceae.